Rotaria sp. Silwood2 is the source of this 757-nucleotide messenger RNA. NCBI's taxonomy places the organism in Eukaryota, Metazoa, Rotifera, Eurotatoria, Philodinida, Philodinidae. The record is from the annotation of a GenBank genome assembly.
AUGUCAAAUUCAAAAUCGAUAAAAGAUAUUCGUCUAUGUGAUGAUAAUGAACGUUUGGAGCAUCUUAUACAAAUUUUUGCUAAAUACCAAAUGGCCGGAAGACGAUAUGAAGCAAGAGCAUGGCAUGCUUAUUUUCGGCGCAUUGCUAUUAAUCCUGUUGUAUUUUAUCGACAUAAUGCCACACUUUUUUAUGAAGAUAAUCAAUAUGAUCAUGAAACAUUUCAAGUCAUGGAACCGACUUGUAUUCAUGGUGAUUUACAUAUUGGUCAAUUUCAAUAUUAUUUUGAUGACGUCAAACAUGAAGAAGUACUUAAAAUACGACGCCAUAAAAAAAUUAUUGCACCAUUUACAUGGGAUCUCAAACGUUUAGCAACAGAUCUUGCACUUGUUGCUUAUUGUGAAGGUUUUAGCGAUAUUGAAAUAAUUGAAAUAUUACGUGUUUUUAUUCGGCAAUAUGUUAAAAAUGUUACCACAACAACAGACAAAAUCAAUUUAUGCAGACAAUAUUCUGAUAAAAAUGAACAAUCUCAUCAAUUAAAAUCAUGUCUAUUACAUAGGCAAAUUUCAGUCAUAGGCUCAAGUCAAAUUCAAUAUGAUAUGCAUGAUAUUGAUUGGAAAAAACUUGAUACUGUAGCCAGUUUAAUGAUUUUAGCCGAACAAUUAGCUAUUGUUGUUGCCAAUUCACAUUGUCAACCACCAGUUUCUAUUUCACCAACACAGAAUUUGAUAGAAAAUAAUGCUGAACAUUGUACACAUG